GAGGAGGGCGGAGGGAGCCUCAUGCCGCAUGCCCGUCCACCGCAAGACGUUCAUGCUGUCCAGCGAGGGUGAAGGGUGUGGCAGCUUCUCGCGCACAACACCUACGCGCUUAACACUUCGUACUCCAAAUAUACACUUUUCACUGGCCACACCGAGCCGGCUCGGAGUAGCAACUCCGCCUCAGAGGGGUCUGUCAUGCUUUAUACGCGGCACCAGUGAUGACGAACCUUGUGGGGAACCACUUGACGUUCGUUGGCAUCACCCUGGCGUCUGUCCAAAGGGCCGUACUGGACGACUUCGCUGGACAAUUCCGUUGCCGCCGUCCGGCGUCUUCGUGGAUGCCGAGCGUUGUGUUCCAGAGCUGUACGUCUACCGCCAGGGCCAGCUUGUGGACCGCAUCAUGGACUGUGUGGUCAGGUGAACUGGAUUCCACCUCUGCUGGCAGCCCUCACUUAUCCCCAGGGCGCCAAGGUCUUCAACCGGGUCGUCGCGCCGAUGGUGGUGCACUACCUGGAAACGUCUGUCGCGCAGUUCAGGGAGGAGCAGAGGGUCGAGAAGGCCGUGUGGGACUGCAUAGAGCAGACCGGCGUCAAGAAGUCGUACACGCAGAAGGCUUUUGACAAGCUGACGCGGUCCUACGACGUCGCCCACUUCAAGGCCCCUUACGGGACCAACGCGGCGGAAACGCCUGAGCUUGGCAUGCUCCAGGACUUCGUCCAAGGGUGGAUGUUCGAGUUUGUGAAGAACGCCCACGACGUCCUGAACUCUGGGGUGGCGGGCGAGGGUUCCAGCAGGACGUCCAGGGACGAGCAGGUGCUUUUCGUAACGGUGCUGUUCCAGAACCUUUGCGACUCCAAGAACGCCUGCCUCCCGAGCGACCUGACGUCGCUGAUCCCCGCGGCUGGCGCGCGCAGAGCCGCCGAGCCCUCUGGGCACGUGGUGUGAGCGCGGGGCGGGACUCCCUACCUCCCCAGGGCAGCUCCUUCCCUCUCUCUUCCACAUCCUCCCCGGGCUGGCUGCCUCUUGCCUUCGCCUUCCGCACCGCCGUCGCAGCAAGAGUGGUGCCAGCCCUGGCUACUCGGGCGGGGUGGGGAGCCUUCCGCAGGACGGCGCGCAGGCUGCCGCAGUGCCGAGCCCGACCGACCCUGGGUCAGCUCUCCGACCCCAGUGGGG
Messenger RNA from Prorocentrum cordatum, 1173 nucleotides. NCBI's taxonomy places the organism in Eukaryota, Dinophyceae, Prorocentrales, Prorocentraceae. The record is from the annotation of a GenBank genome assembly.